AUGAGUAUGAUCUUAAAUAAAAUACUCAAAUUAGGGCCUGCAGUAGUAGAAUCACGACUGUUUUUUUCCCGCAAAACAUGUCCGGCAAGUAAGAAACCUGUAUGUCCCUCCUCGGCUGGAUCUCAAGCAUCGGGGUCAUCAGGUGGUACGGCAUUAAAACGAGGGGAGCCUGGAAAAGUCCGUAUGGCAAUGUUUCCUGAAGAAUGGUUUAAGUUUUUCCACAGUAAAACAGGAGUAUCUGGGCCAUACUUAUUCGGUAUUCUUGUAACAAAUUAUUUCGUGAGUAAAGAAAUUUUUAUAAUGGAACACGAAUAUUAUGCUGGGCUUUCCAUAUUCGUAAUGGUAGCAGGAGGUGCGAAGUUACUCGGUCGCGAUCUUGGCAUAUUUCUUGACUCUCAAGUAGAAGCCAUAGAGAAAGAGCUCGAACAGGACCGAAAAAAUCAAAUGAACUUUUACGAAACAAUAAUAAAGGAUUCAAAAGAUAUGCAAACGCGCGCUGUUGGACAAAAAAUGUUAUUCGAUGCUAAAAAAGAAAAUGUUGCUAUGCAGCUUGAAGCAGUGUAUCGCGAGCGGUUAAGGCUAGUAUUCAAUGCAGUAAAAGGUCGGAUGGAAUAUCAUGCUAAGCGUAUCAGAGUUGAGAAUAGAAUCCAUCAAAAGUGGAUGAUAGAUUGGAUUUUAAACAAUGUCAGGAAGUCCAUUACACCAGAUUUUGAGAAGCAAGCCCUAAAUAGAGCUAUUGAAGACUUAGCGGCCAUUGCUAGUCGAGCAUAA
Messenger RNA from Pieris macdunnoughi, 771 nucleotides. Lineage: Eukaryota; Metazoa; Arthropoda; Insecta; Lepidoptera; Pieridae. The record is from the annotation of a GenBank genome assembly.